ACAGUUUGUUUUCAAACUGACGUAACUGGUUAACGUGAUUUGUUACAGAUGACAAUGAUCAGGGAGCAUGCAGUGAAACUACAACUCUCAAAAGGGACACACCCACCCUUGUAAAGGAGCACAGAAUAUUUUUGUAGAAAUACAGGUGGAAGUACAAAAUCCUGGUCACUGCACCAACUGUAAUAUAGUUGGAGAAAAUCUUUGGCUGCACCAGGACUCGAACCUGGGACCCCUGCAUUACGAGUCAGGUGCUCUAACCAUUGAACUGUCCAGGCUGAUAUCCACAUUUCGUAUAGACUUAUAACUACUAUUAUAUGAGUACAAGGCAGCACCCCUGGUAUCAGGUUAAAUUAUUUUAGAUAGAGUGAAUAAAAUAUUCAACAAUUAAUUACACGUAAAAACAGUACAGUGCUCAUCAAACUUGGUACACUAGUUCCCAAUUAUUAAAAGGAAGAAGCCUUCUGUUUUUCAAGGUCAGAAGAAGUCUAUUGUUUACAGUUAUCAAGGUCAAACUUGCUUAAGUAAUUCUAAAGGCACAAAACAAGAUUGAACAAUACUAAUAGGGCUAGGAUAAUCAAAAUUGAUGUACACAUUCAAUGAUUAUCAUAGAUAGAUAGUACUUGGUCUGUCUGUCUGCCUGUCAAUACCUUGUGGGAAUAAUAAGGGAAGGAUAAUUAAACUAGGUAUGUAUCUUUCCGAUAUGGUGAAAGGAAGAUGCCUCUUAUUUCUUAAGGUCAUAUUUUAGGGGGUAAUCCUGAAGGAAAUUUAAACAGUACUGUGUAAUAAAAUUAACAGAAUCUUCAAACUUGGUAUGCAUACUUGCUCUGCUGUUGAUGCUAAGUAUAUUUUAAAAAGUAAUGAAUUUGCUUCUUAAGUUGUUUUUCAUUGGUUUCUGCAAUUUGAAACCUGUCUAAUCCGAUAUUCUCUUGGAGAUAUAUACAGUGAAACCUGUCUAAUCUGACAUGCUCUGAGAGAUAUACAGUGAAACCUGUCUAAUCUGACAUGCUCUGAGAGAUACAUAUAGUGAAACUUUUCUAAUCUGACAUUCUCUGGAAGACAAACUUUUAUUGGGUUGGCAGAUUGCAUAGAGUAGAGAUAAUGGGAAAAAGAUAAUUAGGAAGGAAAAUGGGGUCAGAAUUCACAGUAAAAUGGAGUACACAGGUGGUGGAGUAGACAGGUUUAACUGUACAUAUAUACUACUCAAAAUUUGAUAAGGAUCACUAGGUUAUAUGUGUGUAAUAUACCACUAACAUAACAAAAGACUUAAAUUUGACUCAGAAAGGUGUUUACUCAGGUUAUGAAUGAAAAUUCAUGAACGGCAUGAACUUUUAUCAAUACGGAAUGCUUGAAAUCUGAUAACAACACCAAAAGGCAUUUCAUUACAAAAAGUUAACAGCAAACCAGAGAAAGAAUUACACAGUUUUUUGGGGAUAGUCCAUCAUUACACUUAGUCGAUGAAGUGUCAAUACCGGGUAUGGCCUCCCCUUGCAUCAAUGACGGCUUGACAACGUCGAGCCAUGCUGUCAAUAAGCACCCGGCUGUUUCCAAUGGGAAGGUUGUUCCACUCUUCCACGAGGGCAUUUCCAAGCUCUGCCAAAGUCAUGGGUUGUGCUCUACGGUGUGAAAGGGCAACCUGUAGCAUGUUCCAUACAUGCCCAAUCGGAUUCAAGUCCGGCGAGCUCGCUGGCCAGUCCAUGCGGACAAUUGUCUACUGCUGAAGGUACUGCUCCACCACCCUGGCACGAUGAGGAAGGGCAUUAUCAUCCAUCAGGGUGAACUCAGGGCCAACAGCACCGGCGUAGGGUCUGACGUAAACAUCGAGGAUCUCAUCCCGGUACUGCACCCCCGUCAUUGUUCCUCUCUCCAGGAGAUGAAGAUUCUGUUCUUCCAUCCCUGCUGAUUCCACCCCAGACCAUGAUGGAACCACCAUCAUAACAGUCAUGUUCACUGAUGUUGGCAUCAUGGAAACGUUCACGUUGUUGUCGCCAAACUCGGUGCCUCCUGUCUGUAAAGUCCAAACAAUACCUGGACUCAUCGGUGAACAGAACUUGAACCCAAUUGUUCUGUGUCCAAGUGACAUGAUCUUCAGCCGAGUCCAAUCGCUCCCGCCGGUGUCGAACAGUCAGAGGGACUCAAACACAUGCCCUUCUCGAGUUGAGACCUGCAUUGUGAAGCCGAUUCCGUAUCGUCUGAGUGGACACAUUCACCCCCGAGGCAUUCAGGAGGUCGUUACAUAGGCUGGUUGCUGUCCAGAUGGGAUGGCGUCGUGCCUGAAGAGCCACAAAAUGGUCUUGGCGUUGGGUUGUCGACCUCUGACGACCACCCCCGUGUUGGUGUGCUGCUGUACCAAAAGUUUGCUGUCGGUUCCAGGCCCUGUUUACAACGCUCUGGCUGAUGUUUAGUGCAUUUGCAAUGUCACGUUGUGAAUAGACAGCGUCAAGUAUUCCAAUACAUCUGUCCAGUUGUUCUGUCGUCAGGCGACGCCUUACACGUUUAGGGGGCAUUGUGUUGAUAAACGUAGUGUAAACACUCAAGUGAGUUUGAAAUUUUAGAAAGAUUCAAACACCAAUGCCUGAGUGAAAAUUGUGCAAUGGUAGCAAAAGCAUAAACUGUGAUGAGAAAUGCAUUUCCCAUGGCAUGAAAUGCACGUGCAAGUUUGUUGAAGACGUUUUUGAUUUCACUUGGACACAAUAUUGCCAGUUAUGCAGUUAUUAAUUUUUUAAACAGAAAAUAUCUAUGAUCCUUAUCAAAUUUUGAGUAGUAUAUAAUUCUGUAUUGAACAGGACAAUUAAUAUAAACUUAAAUGAUUAUCUGUUUAUUGUUCAGCCUUUGGCACAGCAAGAUUUAUCAAGCAGUUAAUGGUUACUUGGCCAUCCUCUGGAAGACAACGGAUGUAAACGACACCAGUUUGAUGAGAUGAAAUCUCUGCCUUCCUCUUCCUCAGUUUGUGAUGUGAUAUGGUAAGUUAGAAUCUUGAUCUGACCUUACCAAUCAGCAUGACAAAACAAGGUGGUCCAGACACUCCAAAGAAUAGCAGACUCCAGGGUCCAUGUCCGUUUGGAAAAACAAACUGGUUGUCCCGAUUCACCUUCUGGUGGAUGUUUCCGCUGUUCCGAUUUGGCUUCAGACAUCCACUGACACAAGAUCACCUUUAUGAUGUCUUGCCGGAGGAUGAAUCGGAAUUGUUAGGGGACCGCAUGGAAAGAGCUUGGGAUGCUUACUCGAGAAGAUGUAGGGAGAGAAAGAAGAAACCGAGUCUGUAUUGGGCAGUCAUUGCCGAGUUCAAGUGGGAAUGGGGCAUCAAUGGCAUAUUCCUAGUCAUCUCCGAAGGUAUUAGGAUAUUACAGCCCUACUUGACAGGACAGAUAGUGUCGUAUUUCCAGCCGGGCUCCAGUCUCUCGAGUACAGAGGUGUAUAUUUACGCGACUGUGAUGGGGGUCAGCACCAUGAUACAACUCCUUGUCAACCCUAAAUAUUUCUUCACCAGCCACCAUAUUGCUCUGAAAAUGAAAGUAGCUGUAGCUAGUCUUAUUUAUCGGAAGAUUUUGAAAAUGAGCAGCUGGUCUAAACAUGCCACAACAUCAGGAAAGAUAAUCAACCAUCUGUCCACAGAUUUGGAAAAAUUCACAUAUACUAUUGAGAGUUUCCACUUCUGCUGGCUGGGGCCCCUGGAGAUUUGUGGGAUUCUGUAUUUACUGUACAGACAGAUUGGAUACCUGAGCUUGCUGACUCUGGCUGUCAUUGGAGUUCUGCUACCACUCCAGGUUGCCUUAGGUUGGAUCUAUGGGAAACUUAGAAUGAAAAUAGGAGCUGCUGGAGACCAGAGAAUUCACUUGAUGAACCAGAUCAUUGCUGGAAUGAGGGUCAUUAAAAUGUACUGCUGGGAAAAACCAUUCAGUCAAAUCAUAUUCAAACUCAGAAGGUCAGAGAUGUCUCAGGUGUGGAAGGCUUACAUCACGAAGGCUCUCAACAUCGCCGUGUUCCAGAGUGCCGCCACGAUCAUCUCCAUUUCCCUGUUUGGGCUGGCCUGGUAUAUGGAGAUUCCCCUCUCGGCUCGGAAGAUUUACAGCACCUUGGGUUGGAUCCUGUGUCUUCGACUGACCAUAUUCCUGUACAUGAUGUACCUGGUAGAAGAUAACAAACAGCUGUCAUCAUCACUCAAACGAAUACAGUCGUUUCUUGCCGUGGAAGAUAUGAAGGUGUUUUCUGUGUUUGCUGAAAUGUCUGAAUCAAUGGAAGAAGACGGUGUGUCCAUUCGUAUCCAGGAUAUGACAGCCAGCUGGAAUAGUCCUGGAGAUAGAGACCACGACAGUGUCACCGACAAACUAGUGGACAAUGAGUUGACUCCUUCUUUUGCAUUGAAAAAUAUCAAUCUAGAUGUCAAACAGGGAGAACUGCUAGCUGUUGUGGGAUCAGUCGGGUCAGGAAAGUCUUCUUUGUUGAUGUGCCUUCUGAAAGAGUUGCCUCCAGCGAUGGGAAAGCUUCAUGUGAAUGGCAUUAUGGGAUACGCCUCACAGAUUCCGUGGGUUGUAUCAGGGACAUUGCAGGAUAAUAUUACUUUUGGAGAUGAUGUUAAAGAAGAACGUUACUCCAAGGUCCUUCAAGCCUGUGCUCUGUACAAGGACCUAGAUCAAAUGAGGCUGGGUGACCAAACUCUUGUUGGUGAGCGAGGACUUCUGCUGAGUGGGGGACAGAAAUCACGGUUAACGCUAGCCAGGACCAUUUACAGAGAGGCUGAUGUUUACCUCCUCGAUGACCCCCUGGGAGCCGUAGACACGGACGUGGGUAGCCAUCUCUUCCAAAAGUGUAUCUGUGAGUUUCUGAGAGGGAAGACGAGAAUUCUGGUCACUCAUCAACUUCAGUAUCUCAGGUCUGCUGACAGGAUCGUCAUUCUUAAUGAGGGAAGAGUAGUCAGUGUUGGGACAUAUGAUGAAUUAGUGAGACAAGGGACAGAAUUUUCUCUGAUCCUGUCUGACCAUGACAAAGACAUGGAGGAACCAGAGGAGGAGCAGGACAAAAAGGUCAAAUCUAAAGUGGAAAAGAACACUAAGGAGAAUACAGAGGAUGAAUUCUCUAAGUACGGAAAUGUUGGAUGGAAAGUUUACAAAGACUACUUCUUGGCUGGACAUCCAUGGCUGUAUCUACCUAUUAUUACACUCCUAACCUUAGUCUCCUAUGCUUCCUAUGGGUAUGGAGACUGGCAUUUAGCUAGAUGGGUAGAAUCAACAGAAUUACUCAAUCUUCAGACACAAAAUGGAUCAUUGUCACAAAACCUAAACCCAGUUUUCAAUGUGCCAAAUCAAACACUGUUACAAAACUUAUCUCAUAUUACAUCACCCAAUCAAAACUUUACAUACAGCAUUUCAUUACCCAAUCAAACAACACCGUACCUCAACGAUUCUUCUGAUGUUUCCGUGACCCCGCAGCAGGUGGACAUGUUGAUGAAGACGUAUCUGGUAGCCAUCACCAUGUUUAUCACUGGCAUCAGUCUGUUUGGAUUGGCUUACUUCAGAAUGUCUGUAAGCAUCAGUAAGCAGCUUCACAACACCAUGUUUAAAAUCGUCCUUGGAGCCAAGACAUACUUUUUUGAUUCUAACCCUGUUGGAAGAAUAUUAAACAAAUUUGCCAGAGACUUAGGCAUGAUAGAUUCAGCUCUUCCUUCAACGUCUUAUGCUGUUAUUGAGGUGAGUUUUUGUCUGCUGAUGCAAAUAGUCAUCACCUGCAUAGUAAAUCCGUAUCUCUUGUUACCGCUAACUCCGCUGGUCGUCCUCAUAUACUUACUAAGACUGUUCGCUCUACCAACCACCAGAAAUAUGAAACGUUUAGACGCAGCAACCCAGAGUCCAGUGUUUUCCCAUGUGUCUGACACUCUGGUGGGACUGCAAUCCAUCCGUGCACUGGGAAUGAACCAGAAGUUUCUGCUGGAUUUCAACCGAUUCCAAAAUAAGCACACCAUAGCAUCCUUCGUAUUCCUGGCGUCGUACCGGUGGUUUAGUCUGCGUUCGCUUUUCUUUCUCGAUGUCUACUUCAUUCUUGUCGUGUUUCUGUCACUGGCCCUCAGAGACUAUAUUGGGUUGUCCGGGGGAUUGUUUGGAAUGGCCAUAAAUUACUUGUUGUCUAUGGCUGAUCCAUUUGAAUACCUAAUGAGGGUAUCAACUACACUAAACACACAGAUGACUUCAGUGGAGAGGAUAAUGUCGUACACAAAGGUAGAACAGGAGGCCCCCAAAGUGUCUGGAACUCCACCCGCCCCCUCCUGGCCCCUUCAUGGAGAGAUUCGGCUGGUCAAUGUGGGGCUACAAUAUUCCUCCAAUACUGACCAAGUCCUCCAUGAUAUUUCCUGUCACAUCCACUCCCAGGAGAAGAUUGGAAUUGUGGGAAGGACGGGAGCAGGAAAGAGCUCGUUACUGGCAGCUCUGCUGAGGCUAGCAGAACCAACCGGAGAAAUCCAGAUUGAUGGCAUCAAUGUGAUGAAGAUAGGCCUCCAUGAACUUCGGAAUAAAAUAUCAGUCAUACCACAGGAUCCCAUUUUGUUUAGUGGUACAUUGAGGAAAAAUUUAGAUCCAUUUGAGGAAUACUUGGAUGACCAGUUAUGGGAUUCGUUAGAACAGGUGCAGCUCAAAAUUAAGGUACAGAGUGAGAGUGAGGGCCUCUAUAUGGAGAUGUCAGAGGGCGGUCAGAACCUGAGUGUAGGUCAGAGACAGCUGGUGUGUCUGGCUCGGGCCAUCCUCAGACAGAACAAGAUACUGAUACUGGACGAGGCCACGGCCAAUGUCGAUCACAACACAGACACCUUAAUUCAGGAGACCAUUAGAAGCAGAUUCCACAACUGCACUGUCCUAACAGUGGCCCACAGAAUCCAUACCAUCAUGGACUCUGACAGAGUUAUGGUGUUGGAUCAAGGAAAUCUGGUUGAAUUUAACACACCUUUCAAGCUACUUCAGAAUGAAAAUGGUUUCUUCAAAAAUUUGGUUCAGCAAACUGGAAAGGCGCAAGCAAAGCAUUUACUAGCAUUAGCUGAAAAACAUCACAAGGAGCAAUCUUGAUCUAUGUAGAUAGUUAGAUGAAGUAUGAAAUUUUCUAAAAUGUUGCACUGUUUUGUUUUUUGUUUUCUCUUGGUUUUUAAAUUUGUGUAGAACUAAAUGUAUUUAGGCCAACAUUUUUUUUUCUUCUGUUUGACGGAUUUUUUCUUCCUCAAAACUGAUUUUGGGGAUAGAGAUAUAAGUCUUAAAUCCGUGCAGUUUGUUACAUUGAUAAACUGAAAAAUUGUGAUAAAAAAUUACAUUUUAAAUUCAGAGAGGAAACUGUCAUCCUGAUAAGAGUGGUAGGACCCACAAUCUUUAUUUUCUGUUUAAAGUGCCAGUGGGAUGAAAUGAAAUGAAAAUAAAUGUACCCAAUUCAA
Molecule: messenger RNA, 7402 nt
Organism: Ostrea edulis (European flat oyster)
Lineage: Eukaryota; Metazoa; Mollusca; Bivalvia; Ostreida; Ostreidae
Product: ATP-binding cassette sub-family C member 4-like
Exons: 32
Coding region: 2997-7046 (1349 amino acids)
Biological process (GO): transmembrane transport
Cellular component (GO): membrane
Molecular function (GO): ABC-type transporter activity; ATP hydrolysis activity; ATP binding
Source: RefSeq, a predicted model, not a curated record